AAUAUUCCAAAAUUAUCGAGGUACUAGUUUUAUUCAAGAGUAUUUUUGAGGAACUGGGAAAAAAAAAAAAGUCAGUGGAGAAGAGAAAAAGUGAAAAUCCCCCGGUGUAUGUAUGUGGCUUGUUCCUUCCAUGAUUCCAGCCAUAUUUUGUACUACUAGUUACAAUAAUAAUGCUGAAAGCAACGUGUUCUUUGACUUGUCUCUGUGAGAACAGAAUAAUUAAUUAAUUAAUUAAUUAAUGAUAAAAAGAAACAUUGAAAUAUAGUAUAUUUCAAGGUCAAUAACUCCCUCCCUCCCCCCCAAACAAGAAUUGGUUUGGUGGUAGGUAGUAGUAGUAGUAUAAGACCAUAAAUUCCACUUCGAUCCAAUUCUCAAUCCUCUCUUCCAUGGCUCCUCACAAGCUCAAUUCCAAUCCCUCGGGAAAUUCGAGUGUGUCAUCGUGUUCGCAGUCUGAAAAUGGUUUUAUAAGUUCAUUUUCUCUAUUUCCUGAGAAAGCAGUGCAAGAGCUUCUUCAAUCGCCGAUCCAGGGGUCUGAUGAUCAUCUUAUAGAGUUCUCUGAAGCUUUAAGAACCGUCGCGAAGGCCCUCAGGAAAGUUGCUGAAGGAAAAGCUUCUGCUCAAGCUGAGGCUGCUGAAUGGAAACGUAAAUUUGAGUUGGAGAGGACAAGGAAUCUACAGUUGGAAGACAAAGGGAAAUCAUGCCUUGAGCAUCAGGCCGAUCUUGAUGAUGUGAAGUCAAAUAACCUCGCCAAACAACCCACAUUAUAUAACGAUGAAGCUAAUGGGCAGUCUGAAGAAUGUUGUUCAAGGAAUGGCAUUUGUUCCCAUGAGGUUCUUAGGGAUGGGAAACCCGAUUCUGAUACCAAGAUGGUCAGAAAGGCUUCUUUUAAACUUCAAUGGUACUGCAAAGGUGAGAAAAGUGAUCAGCACAAACAUGACAUUGUCUCUUUUGAAAGAGGAAAUAUAACCACAGCAGAGCGCAGUAGUAAGCAGAUCUCUUUGAAAUGGGAGUCAUGCCCACAGACGGUGCUCAUAUUGACCAAACCAAAUUCAGUUUCAGUUCAAAUUCUGUGUGCUGAAAUGAUUAGAUGGUUGAGACAGCAUAAGAAACUUCAGAUAUAUGUGGAACCACGUGUGAAGGUGGAUCUUUUGUCGGAGUCAUCAUACUUUAAUUUCAUAGACACAUGGAGUGAUGAUAAGGAAAUUUUGAAGCUGCACACUAAAGUUGACCUUGUGAUAACUCUUGGUGGAGAUGGGACUGUCCUAUGGGCAGCAUCUAUGUUCAAAGGGCCGGUGCCUCCUAUUGUCCCCUUUUCUCUAGGGUCUCUUGGAUUUAUGACUCCUUUCUAUAGUGAAAAUUACAAAGAAUGCCUUGAAUCUGUUUUAAAGGGCCCCAUUAGUAUUACAUUACGACAUCGUUUGCUAUGUCAUGUUGUACGAGAUGCAGCUAAAAAUGAAUUUGAAACUGAAGAACCUAUACUUGUUCUAAAUGAGGUUACUAUUGAUCGUGGUAUAUCAUCUUACCUCACUAAUUUGGAAUGUUACUGUGACAACUCCUUUGUCACAUGUGUGCAAGGGGAUGGAUUAAUCUUAUCUACAACAUCGGGCAGUACUGCAUAUUCUUUGGCAGCUGGAGGAUCAAUGGUCCAUCCUCAGGUUCCAGGCAUUUUGUUUACACCAAUUUGCCCACAUUCCCUAUCUUUUAGGCCAUUGAUAUUACCGGAGCAUGUGACUUUAAGGGUACAAGUACCAUUCAAUAGCAGAAGCCCUGCAUGGGCAUCAUUUGAUGGCAAAGACAGGAAGCAGUUAGCACCAGGAGAUGCAUUGGUCUGCAGCAUGGCACCCUGGCCUGUUCCUACAGCUUGUCUGGUUGAUUCUACUAACGACUUCUUGCGUAGUAUUCACGAGGGUCUUCAUUGGAAUUUGAGAAAGACACAGUCAUCUGAUGGUCCUCGAGAAUCUUUCCCGUGACAAUCUCAUUGUCUUUCUUUUUUAUUGGCAAAACUAUACUUGGAAAUUGACGUGUCAUUUGUCAAGAUAUACAAAUCGGGGUGUUGUAGAAACUAUAGAAGCAACUAUAAACUGGGUGUACUUGUCUUCAUUGUAUGAUUAGCUACUUCACUUGUAGUAGUAAUAAUAACUUGUUAGUUAUUACAUAGCUAAUUUCCUUCGAUGAUGACGAAGUUGUAGAGAUUGAGUCGUGAUAUAUCAUGUUACUGUUGUUGACAAGAGAAUUGUAACUUAAAACUGUUGAAUCCAUUGAUUCACAUUUAAAAUAAACUUAAAUGAGUAUUUUCUUUAUCUCUA
This is a messenger RNA of Trifolium pratense (red clover), 2306 nucleotides long. Its product is annotated as NAD(H) kinase 1. Gene Ontology annotation, molecular function: NAD+ kinase activity. Gene Ontology annotation, biological process: NAD+ metabolic process; NADP+ biosynthetic process. Bases 387 to 1970 code for a protein of 527 amino acids. The transcript is spliced from 11 exons. The record is from RefSeq and is a predicted model, not a curated record. Lineage: Eukaryota; Viridiplantae; Streptophyta; Magnoliopsida; Fabales; Fabaceae.